Electrophorus electricus (electric eel) is the source of this 1778-nucleotide messenger RNA. It is a transcript of the gene ergic2, whose product is annotated as ERGIC and golgi 2. Gene Ontology annotation, biological process: endoplasmic reticulum to Golgi vesicle-mediated transport; retrograde vesicle-mediated transport, Golgi to endoplasmic reticulum. NCBI's taxonomy places the organism in Eukaryota, Metazoa, Chordata, Actinopteri, Gymnotiformes, Gymnotidae. Gene Ontology annotation, cellular component: membrane; COPII-coated ER to Golgi transport vesicle; endoplasmic reticulum. The record is from RefSeq and is a predicted model, not a curated record.
GCAUCAGUAAGGAAUCGUCACAAUUCAAAGUCAGCCUGCGUUUUCAUCCGAUUAAAUAAUCUUUAUUUUUACAGCGUUUAAUAAUUACUAACCAGAUUUAAGAUAAUGUUCUGUUUGGGUUUACACUAGUAAAUCAAUUAUGAGUGUAUAAAAUAGAACAUUUAAAGUCAUUACAGGUUCAUGAGGGAACUGGUAGUCGAUCUCUCCGAACAUGCGGAGAUUUUCUCAAAAGAAAGCCCUGAAUUUUGUGAAGGAAAUGGAUGCCUUCCCGAAGGUUCCUGAGAGUUAUGUUGAGACGUCUGCCAGUGGGGGAACCGUGUCUUUGGUCGCCUUUACGGCCAUGGCACUCCUGGCCUUCUUUGAAUUUUUUGUGUAUCGGGACACAUGGAUGAAAUACGAAUAUGAAGUGGAUAAGGAUUUUUCUAGUAAAUUAAGAAUUAAUAUAGAUAUUACAGUCGCCAUGAGAUGCCAGUUUGUAGGUGCAGAUGUUUUGGACCUGGCUGAGACAAUGGUAGCAUCAGAAGGCCUGCAGUAUGAACCAGUUGUAUUUGAGCUGUCCCCUCAACAGAGGCAAUGGCAUAGGAACCUUCUAGUGGUCCAGAACCAGCUAAGGGAGGAGCAUUCACUCCAGGAUGUUCUCUACAAGAGUGUGUUGAGAGGGGGCCCUACUGCCCUGCCACCAAGAGAGGAAGGCCACGAUCAGCCGUUAAACGCAUGCAGGAUACACGGACACCUCUAUGUCAAUAAAGUGGCGGGAAAUUUCCAUAUCACCGUCGGCAAGGCCAUUCCACACCCUAGAGGCCAUGCUCACCUUGCUGCCCUGGUUAGCCACGAAACAUACAACUUCUCUCAUCGAAUAGACCACCUAUCAUUUGGGGAGGAAGUACCAGGCAUUCUGAACCCACUCGAUGGCACUGAAAAAGUGUGCACUGACCAUAACCAGAUGUUCCAGUACUUCAUCACUGUUGUACCCACCAAACUGGAAACCUAUAAGGUGUCAGCAGACACGCAUCAGUAUUCUGUCACAGAGCGGGAGCGUGUGAUCAACCAUGCGACAGGCAGCCAUGGCGUCUCGGGCAUCUUCAUGAAGUACGACCUCAGCUCACUCAUGGUUCGCGUGACAGAGCAGCACAUGCCGCUCUGGCAGUUCCUCGUGCGGCUCUGUGGCAUCGUUGGGGGCAUCUUCUCUACCACAGGUAUGCUGCACAACCUGGUCGGCUUUUGUGUAGAUGUUGUCUGCUGUCGUUUCAAACUAGGAGUGUACAAGCCCAAAGAGGUGAGUACUCUUCAUCAACAUGGGAAGGACCAAACGUGUCUGCUCUCCGAGAAUGGUGAGCAGUAGCGGUCCUCGUCUCCUCUGUUCCUGAGAUGGUUACUUCUGCUGAGACCCUGGCGUGCCAUGGGACAGUUGUCCAGCAGCGCGACCCAGCUGCUGCUUCACCCACCUUGUUGCCAACAUGGUACUGAGAAGGGCCGUCUCUGCACGUAACCGUAACUUGGACUGUAAACAAAGUAUUGAUUUGCUUUUCACAACCAGAAAGAUGGUUUGUAAUUUCUGUGCACCUAAACAAGACAUUUUUUCGAGGAGAAAGGUGUCAUCAUGUAGUAACAGUUUGUUUUAUACUCCAUUGCCACAGUGUUGUAAUGGUGAUUCAUAGAAUGUAGUUAUAGUUUGUGUUACAGAGGCAGCUCUUCCUGUUCAGACUGUAACCUGAGGGAUUAAAUGCCACUAUGUGUUUUGUUUUAAAGAUAUUUGUCUUAAAGUGUCCAUUAACACA